Eptesicus fuscus (big brown bat) is the source of this 2225-nucleotide messenger RNA. It is a transcript of the gene TADA2A, whose product is annotated as transcriptional adaptor 2A. The transcript has 16 exons. NCBI's taxonomy places the organism in Eukaryota, Metazoa, Chordata, Mammalia, Chiroptera, Vespertilionidae. Gene Ontology annotation, cellular component: SAGA-type complex; nucleus. Gene Ontology annotation, molecular function: protein binding; chromatin binding; transcription coactivator activity. Gene Ontology annotation, biological process: chromatin remodeling; regulation of transcription by RNA polymerase II. The record is from RefSeq and is a predicted model, not a curated record. Bases 232 to 1563 code for a protein of 443 amino acids.
GCGCGCAGCCCAGGGCGCGCACGUGGCUGGCUGCUCCUCGGCGGGGAGGAGGGGGACUCGGCGAGGUGAGGCGCGGGGCGCUGCGGGACGGCGGCGGCGGGCUCGAGCCCCUCUAGCGGGACGAAAAGGAGGGAGUCAUCAAGCUUUGGUGAGUGUUGGCCAGUUCUGAAAUCUUCUCGAAGGGGCACUGCAUUGAGGAAGAUCAAAGCAGCAGUCUUUGCCAAUUAAGGAAUGGACCGCUUGGGUUCCUUUAGCAGUGAUCCCUCUGAUAAGCCACCUUGCCGAGGCUGCUCCUCCUACCUCAUGGAGCCUUAUAUCAAGUGUGCAGAAUGUGGGCCACCGCCCUUUUUCCUCUGCUUACAGUGUUUCACUCGAGGAUUUGAGUACAAGAAGCAUCAAAGUGAUCAUACUUAUGAAAUAAUGACCUCAGAUUUUCCUGUUCUUGACCCCAGCUGGACUGCUCAAGAAGAAAUGGCCCUUUUAGAAGCUGUGAUGGACUGUGGCUUUGGAAAUUGGCAGGAUGUAGCCAAUCAGAUGUGUACCAAGACCAAGGAGGAGUGUGAAAAGCACUAUAUGAAGCAUUUCAUCAACAACCCUCUGUUUGCAUCUACCCUGCUGAACCUGAAGCAAGCAGAGGAGGCAAAAACUGCUGACACCGCCAUUCCAUUUCACUCGGCAGAAGACCCUCCCCGACCUACCUUUGACUCUUUGCUUUCUCGGGACAUGGCAGGAUACAUGCCAGCUCGAGCAGAUUUCAUUGAGGAGUUUGACAAUUAUGCAGAGUGGGACUUGAGAGACAUCGAUUUUGUUGAAGAUGACUCGGACAUUUUACAUGCUCUGAAGAUGGCUGUAGUAGAUAUCUACCAUUCCAGGUUAAAGGAGAGACAAAGGCGGAAAAAAAUUAUAAGAGAUCAUGGAUUAAUCAACCUUAGGAAGUUUCAGUUAAUGGAACGGCGGUAUCCCAAGGAGGUCCAAGACCUUUAUGAAACAAUGAGGCGAUUUGCAAGGAUUGUGGGGCCAGUGGAGCAUGACAAGUUCAUUGAAAGCCAUGCACUGGAAUUUGAACUCCGAAGGGAAAUCAAGCGGCUCCAGGAAUACAGGACAGCAGGCAUCACCAAUUUUUGUAGUGCCAGAACCUAUGAUCACCUCAAGAAGACGCGAGAGGAGGAGCGCCUUAAACGCACCAUGCUCUCCGAAGUCCUCCAGUACAUCCAGGACAGCAGUGCUUGCCAGCAGUGGCUCCGCCGGCAGGCCGACAUUGAUUCCGGCCUGAGUCCUUCUGUUUCAAUGGCGUCGAAUUCAGGCAGACGAAGUGCACCACCCUUGAACCUCACGGGCCUCCCUGGCACAGAGAAGCUGAACGAAAAAGAAAAGGAGCUCUGUCAGAUGGUGAGGUUGGUCCCUGGAGCCUAUUUAGAAUACAAAUCUGCUCUAUUGAACGAGUGUAACAAGCAAGGAGGCUUGAGACUGGCACAGGCAAGAGCGCUCAUCAAGAUAGACGUGAACAAAACCCGGAAAAUCUAUGAUUUCCUUAUUCGAGAAGGAUACAUCACUAAAGCCUGAGGCCCUCAGGGCUUGGGAUCUGAAAUCACAGGUUUGGAAUGUGUUGGACCAAAGGACAGUAUGGAUAUUCUUGAGCUGAAUUCUCAGUGUAAAACAAGGGGAAAGGACAAAAGAAACCUUAAGCUGUGAGAAUGUCUACUUUAUUCUCUACCCUGCUUUAAAACAUUUGCUGUUGGCAUUGUGCUGCAGAGUUAUAUGCUAGAUGUGCUAUUAUUAAACGUGAGUGGGCAUUCAUUCCUAGCACCUCUUGUAACUAAAACAAGAACCAUAGUACCUCACGUCAUGGUGUUGGUAGAAAUAGAACUAAACCAGUCUUCAGUCCCAUGGGUCCAGCUCAGACUCUUGUAUUUCAGUGGUUGGUUUUCUCAUUAUCUGUUUUGCCUUCAAACAAUACAGACAGAUUUACAGUAAGAGAAAGGUUAUGGAGCAUGAGAAUGCUUUCUCUUUCCUUCUGAGGAUUCUUUAAGUUGACAACUUAUGUUUGAGCAAAAGGGAGGGAAAUCUUAUCAUGGUCUUGUCCCAAACUGCAUCUGUAAUUCGAAUGUCUGGCUUUGUACUUUGCAGUCUGUCUAACCUGCAGUAGACUUUUGAGGAGGUGGCAUCAGAUAUAAAAUGUCUCGAUUAUUUUUAGAAUUAAUAGAUUAAAAUGUUUUGCUGCUCAA